AUGCCGUUAUUCUACGCGGAUCAAAUGGCCGAUUCUGUUCCGGUGGGGACCUUAACUUUAUUGAAGCAAUUACAGGACCAGGGGAUGGACAAAAAUUUUCAACAUUCCUACAGAAUCUCUCUCCUUCCAGCAAUCACUGUUUCCCUAAUAGAGGGUGCUGCUUUCGGCGCUGGUGCUGAGCUGAGUCUAUGUACCGAUUUCCGUGUAGCUUCACAUGAUGCAAAGAUUUCUUUUAAGCAGGGGGAUCUAGGUGUUAUCACUGGUCUCGGUGGAGGUGUUCGUUUGAUUAACUUGGUUGGGAAGCAAGUAAGUUACUAUAUUCUGUUCAUAUACUUAUUUUUAACUUUUGGCAGUCAAGUCCCUGUUAUUUCGAUUUGCUUUCCGAAUUCACACUUUUCAGUUUACACCUAA
This is a messenger RNA of Protopolystoma xenopodis, 411 nucleotides long. The record is from the annotation of a GenBank genome assembly. NCBI's taxonomy places the organism in Eukaryota, Metazoa, Platyhelminthes, Monogenea, Polystomatidea, Polystomatidae.